UCGUGCGGGGCCGGCGGCGGGUGCGGGAGCGGGGCCGGUCGGCGGGACCGGGGCGCGGCGCGGGGCGAGCGCACGGGCCCAGCAUGGUGCAGAUUGUCAUCUCCAGCGGUGGCACCGGGGCCCUGGCACAGUGGGUGCUGCUGGAGCUGCAGGGCGAGGUGGAGCCCCGGCAGAGCGGGGACCUGGCCGGGAGCCUGCUGGGAGACCUGCACUACACCUGUGAGGGCGUCCCUGUGCUCAUCGUGGGGCACCACAUCCUCUACGGGAAGGUGGUGCAGCUGGAGAAGCCGUUUGCUGUGCUGGUGAAGCAGGGAGGAGCCUCCCAGCCCAGCCCCGGGGAGCCCCAGGGCCACUACACCGUUACUGCCCUCAUCAAAACCAAGCUGCUCUUCAAAACCCGCCCCAAGCCCAUCAUCACCCACGUGCCCAAGAAGGUCUGAGGGGAAGGAUGUGGGCUAUGAACUCUGAUCUGCUGCUGGAAAAAGCAGCAGGCACUUGGGGAGAUCCAGGAUGUCAUCCCUGUCCUGCACAGGGGACACUGGCACUGCUGGGUCCUGUGUCUGGGUCACUUGUCCCCCCCAAAAUGACUCUUUUCAGAGAGCAACCAAGCUCUUGGCCACAGACCCCAUGGAUCACCCCAGGUCCAUGGCUCCUGGUAGGUUGGGACUUCCUGUGAGCGGGGCAGGGCUGUCCCACCCUGGAGCUGCCCACAGUCUCCAGCAGGUCCCAGGGAUCCAUGGAGGUGCCAGAGUGGAGAUGUCUCCUUCCACCCCCUCCCUGCAGCUGUGGGGACACCAGUGCCACACAGGGACUCAGCACCAACCUGCCUCAAGUCGGGCAGGGGGCUCAGGGACCCUCCCCAAAACACACCAUGCGUCCUCACUUCAAGUCUUUAUUUCCACAACUCCGUCAGGAUAUAAAAACCAGCCUUUUCCACCCGAAAUAUGGAAAAAAAUUCCCCUGGCAGGUUCAAAAAUAAAUAGAUUUACAAACCA
Zonotrichia leucophrys gambelii is the source of this 995-nucleotide messenger RNA. RefSeq names its product chromosome transmission fidelity factor 8 (gene CHTF8). The transcript is spliced from 4 exons. Lineage: Eukaryota; Metazoa; Chordata; Aves; Passeriformes; Passerellidae. Gene Ontology annotation, biological process: mitotic sister chromatid cohesion. Gene Ontology annotation, cellular component: Ctf18 RFC-like complex. The record is from RefSeq and is a predicted model, not a curated record. Bases 84 to 440 code for a protein of 118 amino acids.